AUGUCGCAGUCCAAAGCGUUCAAGGCAAGGCUCGUGGCCGACCCGUCGGUGGGCGUGUCCGAUCUCGAGAAAGUGUUGACAACCUUCCUCGACGAGGUCGUGAAGCAGGGUAAGAUCGACAUGAUGGAUUUCGUCCUCCGCCCCAGUGGCAUCAAUUGGAAGUCGGCUUGCUCACCGCCGUGGCUGGUGAGAUUGUCGCCUCUGCUAAAAUUGUACCUGGGUGUGGCGAGAAACGGCGUCAUACCGACGAAGAAGCACAAACAGGCCAUUGAAUCGGUUACCGCUGCGAGAUCAUUGAACACAGGUAGAAAGGUCUUAGCGGACUUCGUCGACUUGAUCGAUGACUCGAUCAGGUGUGCUCUUUCUCACUUGAGAGGCCUUAUGGUUUCGGAGGCGAAAGCUCGGGCUUUCCGCCGGAUGGAUCGCAUGCAGCAAGAGACGAUUCAGGGCCUCUUGGAUCUGCUCUCCCCCAGCGAGGGUGAUGGUCCCGAAGAGGGGCAUGCGGAAGUGGGAGCAAGUGGGAGCUCCCAUGCUUUGGUCCCAGCGAAUGCGACGGAGGACCGGUCCUUGCCUGAAAGGAGAGCUUCGACUUCGUCUUUCUGCUCCUUGGGCUCUUUGGGCUCCGCCAGUGACAGUGUGGAUCCAGCUAAGAUCUUCGAAAGAAUCCUAAACCAGAAGGAUUCGAAUGAGUCCCAGAAGUCGUUCGGGUCUGUCGCUGCUCCAGCAGCUCGCAUCGCCGCUACCCCUUCUCCUGAGAAAGGUUUCCUUCCGGGGUUGCUGAAAGAUGCAGGCCUGGACAGUGAGCUGUCUGCGGGCGACUUAGAGAUCUUGGAUGGCUGCAAGAAGCAGCAGCCCCCCUCGAAGCCGAAGCCGAAGGCCAAGAAUGGCAAGAAGGGUGGCAGCACCGUGGCGGGGAAAAAGGCAGCGGCGGCUGCAGUGGAGCCUCCCGCUGUUGAUGCUGGGGCCAAGUCGGGCAAGAAGGGUGGCAGCACCGUGGCGGGGAAAAAGGCAGCGGCGGCUGCAGUGGAGCCUCCCGCUGUUGAUGCUGGGGCCAAGUCGCGAAAGAGGGCUUAUGUUCCGGAUGAGGAGUUGGAUCGCACGACCCUUCGCAAGAGGGUUGUUUCGCGAGCUUACCAUCGCACCGCAGACCAUGCCCUUGCUAUGGGCAAGAGCAAAGAGGAUGCCAAGAAAAGGGCCCGGAAGGCGGCCGGUAAGGCGGGACAGAAGUUUGAUCAGGAGCACCCCAGAGAGAGCAAGGCCAAGAAGUCGCAGGCUGACAAGAUUCCGCAAAAGAAGUCGCCCGAUGGCUCGCCCGAUGGCACGGUUCACCCGGAUUCCGAUGGCACGAUUCCUAAGACAAGGAUUCAGGCUGACGGCCCGGCUAAGAGCAAGAAGAAGCCGAAGCAUGGCGAGAGCACGAUUCCGAAGAUCUCCGAGGGCACGAAUCCGAAGUCCGAGGGCACGAUUCCGAAGUCCGAUAGCACGGUUCCGAACGGCGAUGGCACGAUUCCGGAUGCCGAUAGCACGAAUCCAGUUGCCGAGGGCACGAUUCCGGAUGCCGAUGGCACAAAUCCAGUUGCCGAGGGCACGAAUCCGGAUGCCGAUAGCACGAAUCCAGAUUCCGAUGACACGAUUGCGGCCGAGGGCAAGAUUCCGCCUAAGAAGAAGAAGAUUCCGAAGAAGAAGAUCGGAAAGAAGUGA
Molecule: messenger RNA, 1701 nt
Organism: Symbiodinium sp. CCMP2592
Lineage: Eukaryota; Dinophyceae; Suessiales; Symbiodiniaceae
Source: the annotation of a GenBank genome assembly